This is a messenger RNA of Spirodela intermedia, 1158 nucleotides long. The record is from the annotation of a GenBank genome assembly. Lineage: Eukaryota; Viridiplantae; Streptophyta; Magnoliopsida; Alismatales; Araceae.
AUGGCAAGAAGUGCCAGGGCUCCCCGCAGACUCUCAUCUCGCCAGUUCCGGCCAGCUCCCUACCGUCUCCCACCUUAUGGUCGAGGGUUUCUGGAGAAGGAAGGCCACCCGAAGAAGCCGUCCAAGGCUCUAGAGGAGGACUGGGAGGAUGCCACCUGCUCGGUGUGCAUGGAGUUCCCCCACAACGCGGUGCUCCUCCUCUGCUCCUCCCACGACAAGGGCUGCCGUCCCUACAUGUGUGGCACCAGCUUCCUCUACUCCAACUGCCUGGACCAGUACAAGAAGGCCUACACCAAAGUGUUCCCCCCCCACGAAGCCCACAGCCACCACAACCACGGCCACACUCUGGCUGCCUCGUGGCCGCCGCUGUCGGAGAAGCCCGAGGCAGUAGAGCUGUCGUGCCCGCUGUGCCGAGGCCAGGUGAAAGGGUGGACCGUGGUGGAGCCGGCCAGGGCGUACCUCAACGCGAAGAAGAGGAGCUGCAUGCAGGACAAUUGCACCUUCCUGGGGAAUUACAGGGAGCUCCAGAAGCACAUGAAGGCGGCCCACCCUUCCGCUAAGCCCCGCGAGGUCGACCCGGUGCUUGAGCAGAGGUGGAGGCGGCUUGAGCGCGAGAGGGAGCACGAGGACGUGAUCAGCGUCAUCAGGUCCUCCACCCCCGGGGCGGUGGUGUGGGGCGACUACGUGAUCGAGGGCGGCCACGGCAGCGGCACCGCCAGUGACGACGAAGGGGACGGUGCCGACAGGGCCGACGGUGGUGGUGGCGGCGGCGGCGGCGGCAGAGGCUUCGACCCCAGCAUUCUCUACGUGCUGAGCCUCUUCCGGGCCUUUGAGAACUCCAACGCGAGCCUCGCCUCGCGGCUGAGGAGGGUCGAGAGGGGCUCUCGGGCGCUGGAGAGGGAGAUCGGAAAUCGCUUCCCUCUCCUCCCCGGUGAUCCCAAUGGUGCAGCUGCCUCCGCUGGUGGCGGUGGAGCGUCGGAGGGCGAUGAGGAGGAUGAAGAAGAAGAAGAAGAAGAAGAAGAAGAAGAAGAAGAAGAAGAAGAAGAAGGGCUCCUGUCUGGCAGACAUGGAAGGGCGGUGGGAAGGAUUGAGAGGAGGAGGCGCCGCCGCCGGCGGAGCCGGAGCCAUGCAGGGCUGGCGGUCGACAUGGACGCAUGA